This is a messenger RNA of Closterium sp. NIES-65, 1116 nucleotides long. The record is from the annotation of a GenBank genome assembly. NCBI's taxonomy places the organism in Eukaryota, Viridiplantae, Streptophyta, Zygnematophyceae, Desmidiales, Closteriaceae.
AUGCUCCCCUCCCUGCUAUGGUUCCUCUCCUUCCUUCCCUGCUGUGGUUCCUCUGCUCCUCUCCCUACUGUGGUUCUUCUCCUCCCCUCCCUGCUGUGGUUCCCCUGCUCCCCUCCCUGCUGUGACUCCUCUCCUCCCUACCCUGCUGUGGUUCACCUGCUCCCUUCCCUGCUGUGGUUCCUCUCCUCCCUUCCCUGCUGUGGUUCCCCUGCUCCUCUCCCUGCUGUGGUUCCUCUCCUCCCCUCCCUGCUGUGGUUCCUCUCCUCCCCUCCAUGCUGUGGUUCCUCUCCUCCCUUCCCUGCUGUGGUUCCCACGCUCCCCUCCCUGCUAUGGUUCCUCUCCUCCCUUCCCUGCUGUGUUUCCCCUGCUCCUCUCCCUGCUGUGGUUCCUCUCCUCCCCUCCCUUCUGUGGUUCCUCUCCUCCCCUCCAUGCUGUGGUUCCUCUCCUCCCUUCCCUGCUGUGGUUCCCACGCUCCCCUCCCUGCUAUGGUUCCUCUCCUCCCUUCCCUGCUGUGGUUCCCCUGCUCCUCUCUGUUGGCACAUCGGAGCCUAUUGUGACUAUAACACUCUCCCUGCUGUGGUUCCUCUCCUCCCCUCCCUGCUAUGGUUCCUCUCCUCCCCUCCCUGCUAUGGUUCCUCUCCUCCCUUCCCUGCUGUGGUUCCCCUGCUCCUCUCCUUGCUGUUGUUCCUCUCCUCCCCUCCCUGCUAUGGUUCCCCUGCUCCCCUCCCUUCCCUGCUGUGGUUCACCUGCUCCAUUCCCUGCUCUCCUCCCCUCCCUGCUGUGGUUCCUCUCCUCCCCUCCCUGCUGUGGUUCCCCUGCUCCCCUCCCUGCUGUCACUCCUCUCCUCCCUUCCCUGCUGUGGUUCACCUGCUCCCUUCCUGCUGUGGUUCCUCUCCUCCCUUCCCUGCUGUGGUUCUCCUGCUCCUCUCCCUGCUGUGGUUCCUCUCCUCCCCUCCCUGCUGUGGUUCCUCUCCUCCCCUCCAUGAUGUGGUUCCUCUCCUCCCUUCCCUGCUGUGGUUCCCACGCUCCCCUCCCUGCUAUGGUUCCUUUCCUCCCUUCCCUGCUGUGGUUCCCCUGCUCCUCUCCCUGCUGUGGUUCCUCUCCUCCCCUCCAUGA